Pelagomonas calceolata is the source of this 2287-nucleotide messenger RNA. The record is from the annotation of a GenBank genome assembly. NCBI's taxonomy places the organism in Eukaryota, Pelagophyceae, Pelagomonadales, Pelagomonadaceae.
ACCGCACGAGGGCCCGCGGCGCUCGCUUGCUCGCUGCUCGGCGCCUGUCGUCGGGAGGGAGCGUGGCCUUUUGAAAAACGCACGGGGGCCCAAGGGGGCCUCGCGUCGUGCCAUCAUAGUAUGGCGCUGCCGGGCGGCGCCCCGGCGCGCGAGUUCCUGGAGUCGCUCGUGCCCGUUCAGCCGAACGACCACGCCUGGCUGCAGCCCGGCGCGACCGCGUACGUGCGAUUCGGCCACCUGGAGGGCGACGACGGCUGGUACGAAUGCACGCUGGGGGAGCAGGAGGGCGGCGCCGACCCGGGUGGAAAUCAACCGCCACGCCAUCGAGCACGGCGACACCGUCGAUGGCCUGGAAACUCCACACCCUCGAACGGACGCGGCUGCCGAGACGACGUCGCGUCGAUAGCGUGGGGUGCCCGACAUUUGAUUUCCACGCAGGCGCCUGGCGCGUGACCUGGAAGAACGGGGACACGGAGCCCGACAGGCUGCCGGCGGCGUGCCUUGCGCGCGCGCCGCCCGCGGAGAAGCCGCGAGACGGCGCGUUGCACCGCUGGGUCGAGGUGUACUGGGCCGGCGACGCCAAGUGGUUCCUCGGCCGCGUCGUCGGGAAGCGCGAGGGCGAGCUCAAGAUCGCCGACACCGGUGCACAAAUCAAAUUGUCGCGGCGCGGCGCCGCCACCGCGGAAGCGUGGCCUCCACGCCAUCGACGCGACAUCAGCACGACGGCGUGGCGGUGUGGUCUCUCGCCGCUCGACUCGCGGCCGCGCGCGCCCGACUCACCGGUCGAUUUUUCGCCGCAGGCCUACACCGAUGGGGAAACGCACUCUCACGUGAUGCAGGACGAGCCGUUCGCCGGCGCCGGCGCGCCGCCCGAGAUCGACGACUGCGCUCCCGAGCCGUGGCGCUUCGCCGAGGCGCCGCCGCGGCCCAAGAAACGCCGCAAGACCGCGAGGGCGACGAAGCCCUGCGGCCCGCCCGAGGACCAGCGCCUCUGCAAGCUCGUUUACCAGUUCCUGUACCACCGCGCGACGACGCGGCGCCUCAUGUACCCGUCGGAAACCGUCGUGAGCGCCGACGGCAAGGCGCUCCCGGCCGCUACGCUGCCGGAGGCGGGCAAAGGCGGCUUCGACCACGGCCCGCUGAUUCAGAGCCUGGGCAAGAUGGGCAACGUCGGCCGGGGCCUCGACUCGGGCACGGUCACGAUGGGCGACUUCGUCCGCGCGAAGCUCGAGCACGCGGGGCUCCAGCAGGGCAGCGACGCCUGGGUCGGCCAAGCCGUAUUAAUGUGCGUCCACGGCGCCUAGCUGUGUGGAAAUCAAACAGUGAGUUAGUUAUCCUCGCGUCGAUGGCGUGCAAUCUACACGCCAUCGAGCAGAUGCAGUUACGGGGACGACGUCGCGUCGAUGGCGUGGGGCAUCCAAAAUUUGAUUUCCACACAGAGAUGGACAACUGGCUCCCCAACGUGAACAAGGCCUGGACGGCGACGACGCCGGAGGGCGGGUUCCGCGCACCGUCGACACUCGGCGGGCUCGGCGGCGCGAACUUCCCCUCGUCGCGCGAGGAGAUCUGGAGCUUCGUGGCCUUCGCGGAAACGCUCUGGGACCUCGGCAAGCCGAAGUUCGCCGGCUCGUUCCAGAACCAGGGCAAGCGCCUGCUGACGUACCUGCCGUUGCGCCUGUACGAGAUCGACGACGUCGUCGCGGCGUUGAGGGCGGCCCGGACCUGGGCGGACGCGUGUGACGCUCUGUUGAUCUUAUCCGGCGUCGGUGAUUACGUGGGAGGACAGGCCUUGUGCACGUUCUUCUUCGGGGUCUGCAAGGGCGACGUCUCGAGAUUUGCGCCGAACCUCGACGCCACGACGAUGAAGUCGUUUUGCCUGUGCGGGCCGGGUCCGGAGGGCGUCGUACAAAAGAUGUGGGGGGGCGUGCAGCUCGGCAAGAGCGAGGCGGUAAAACGCCUCGCGUGGUUGGCCGAGAACGCCGAGGCGCGGUUCCAGGCGCUGGGGCUGCGCUUCCCCUUCCAGCAGGACGCCGACGGCAAGCGCAAGCGCCUCACCGCGGUCGACCUGGAACAUGCGCUGUGCUACUUCUCGCGCUACCUCUCCGCGCACGAUUCCCUGAAGGCCGCCGGCGCGCGGAUUGUCCACGACAAGCUCGCGGGCCCCAUCACCCGCGGCGAGUGCCCGCGGCCGUCGAUCAAGUGGUUCGCGAAGCUGAAAGAGAAAACGGCCGCCAAGCGCUGCGACAAGUGGCUCAAGGGGGGCGUCCGGGAGGCCUUCACGUCGUAG